Messenger RNA from Sungouiella intermedia, 855 nucleotides. NCBI's taxonomy places the organism in Eukaryota, Fungi, Ascomycota, Pichiomycetes, Serinales, Metschnikowiaceae. The record is from the annotation of a GenBank genome assembly.
AUGCCAGUGUCUUCCACUCCGUCCAAGAGAGUGGCUUUGGCGCCCAUUAACGUCAACGUCAACGUCAGCUCGCCGCUCCACAGACGGAAAUUCCCUGGAAAUUUCCCUUUGACGCCGUCACUGACUCCUAAGUUCACGUUGACAAGGUCCAGUAGCGUGGUAGUCCCUUCCACCACAUCGCUUGCCCUGGCGCCUCGCUCGGCGGAAAGUUUCUCCGACUACAAAAUCACAAACAGCCGCAAUGUCAAGGCCGACUUGGCCGCCACCAAGUUGAAACUUCGCUUGCAACUCGCGUUCUACAAGUUGAAGCUGAAACGCGACAACCUGGUGGCUGCUUGUCCUAACAUCCGCGUGGCAAAGGCCAAAGCGCCACGUCCACGGACAUUCCACGGUUCUGCCAACGUGAAUUUACAGAAACCUCGCCUGGGUCUGCGUCCGCUGUUGACGUCGGUGGCUCAAAAGCUUUCUCCAGCUUCUAAUGCCGGUUUCGGUGCUUCUACUGGUAGCUCGACCGCUUCCGCCAGCGGGAACUUGCGCCUUUACCACAUAAAACAACUGUCAUCGUUUCACAACGUGUAUCCGAACAGACUUCCUCUCGCAUCUGGUGCCCAGAGGCUUCCCCCAGUGCACAAGAUCUUGAAGACACCCAUUCGUACCACCACACGUACCUUGAUGUACAACAUGACUAACUCCAAUAGCGAUGAGACUAUAGACGAGACUGGGGAUGAGACGCAGCAGGAAAUCCGGCGCAAGGAUAUUCUUGGGUCGUCGCCUUUGAGAGGUAACAGCUUCGGUACACCCAACAGCUUCUCUGUGGCCAAGUCGUUGUUACAGCUUGGGCUGGGUUACUACUAG